Messenger RNA from Cucurbitaria berberidis CBS 394.84, 843 nucleotides. Its product is annotated as S-adenosyl-L-methionine-dependent methyltransferase. NCBI's taxonomy places the organism in Eukaryota, Fungi, Ascomycota, Dothideomycetes, Pleosporales, Cucurbitariaceae. The transcript has a single exon. Bases 1 to 843 code for a protein of 280 amino acids. The record is from RefSeq and is a predicted model, not a curated record.
AUGGCUUCCACUCCAUACCUCCACGGCCACCACGCCUCUGUAUUGCGAUCCCAUAGUUGGCGGACGGUCGAAAACUCCUGCCCACAUCUUCUUCCAUAUCUCAACAACCCUUCGCUCAAUAUUCUCGAUGUGGGCUGUGGUCCCGGCACAAUCACGGUAGACCUUGCUUCCCGCGUUCCUCAAGGCUUCGUCUACGCCAUCGACCCAUCCGCCGAAGUCAUCGAGAAGGCAAGGAAACAUGCUGCAGACCAAGGGAUUACAAAUGUACGGUUUGAGGUGGGGGACAUCUUCAGCUGGGACAGGUUGGAUGGGGUCGAACAGGCAGGCUUCGAUAUCGUCCACGCGCAUCAAGUGCUACAGCAUCUACGGGACCCGCUCGGGGCAACCAAAGAGAUGAAGCGACUCGUUAAGCCUGGCGGUGUCCUCGCUGUUCGUGACUGCGACUAUUCUGCCAUGAAUUGGUACCCCGAACACCCUGGUAUGCAAAAAUGGAAAGAUCUAUACACCAAAGUGGCACUGGGGCUGAAAGCUCACCCAAACAUUGGGAAGCGACUGCAUGCUGUAGCUAUGGAGGCUGGCUUCCCGAGAAGCGAUAUCGACGCUAGUGUAGGAGCAUGGACUUUUAGUACGCCGGAGGAGAGGGAAUUUUGGUGCCAAUUGUGGGCCGAGAGGACAGUUAAGAGUGACUACAAACAGAGGGCGCUAGAAAGUGGAUUUGCAACUGAGCAGGAUCUUGAAGAGAUAGCUGCGACGUGGAGAGAGAUGGAGAAGAAAGAGGACGGAUGGUUCGCAGUUAUCAACGGGCAGAUAAUCUGUCAUGUCAGGUGGGCUGCUGACUGCUAA